Messenger RNA from Temnothorax curvispinosus, 989 nucleotides. RefSeq lists its product as uncharacterized. The record is from RefSeq and is a predicted model, not a curated record. Bases 16 to 546 code for a protein of 176 amino acids. The transcript has 2 exons. Lineage: Eukaryota; Metazoa; Arthropoda; Insecta; Hymenoptera; Formicidae.
ACAACAGAUUUUACCAUGGUUCGAAAAUUCAAUAAAUCUUUUAUAUUUAUAUUAAUAAAACGCAGACGUUACUUUGGCACAAUUAUUACAAUUAAUCAUAUAAAAUUUUCUUACUUACAGCUUGCGUUAGAGCUGAAUACAUGUAACACAUGGGACGAAAAAGUGAAAGUAUUUCAUGCUUACUUCCCGAAGGAUUUAAAUGUAUUGACCAUCGAAAAUCAAAAGCUUAUAUAUUUCACAGUUUUCAAUCAUAUUGUCGCUGUACAGGAUUACGAUAUUUCAUCAUUACCUCGCCUUAAAUCAUCUAUAACAUUGCUAAAACCCACAUUUCCGAUUGUUUCUUUUACUGAAGAGGAUUAUGGUUUACAUAAGGUUACCGAAGGUAAAGUGCAAAUUCAUUAUGUGGAAGGUAAUCAUAUCACAAUGAUGGACAACGACAAAAUCAUAUCAGCUAUUAACGAAGAAUGGAUAGACGAUAAUAAGAUAAAAGAUAAUAUAAUACAAUAUAAGGAGGAGGAGAAGGAGGAGGAAGAAGAAGAGGAGUAAUAUAAUAAAUAUAUAUACUUUAUUGGGACGCGGCGACAUUAAAAUUUACUGAUAAUGUUAUCCUACAAUACGUCGAUCUUUAAAAUUUAAAAUAAGCAUAGUAUAAAAAGAUAUGUGUGCUUAAAUUUUUGUGUUUAACUGUUUAACAAUAUAUUUCAAGAAGUGAAGAAUCCAAUUAAUUUCAGACAAUUAUGCUUCUUUUAUGUUUUAGAAAGACUAUAUUAUAAUUGUCCGAAAUCGAUUUAAUUUUUCUUAAAAUAUAUUGUUAAACACAAAAAUUUAAGAGUACAUAUCUUUUUAUAUAUGGUCAUUUUAAGGUUUAAGACGUAUGAAACAACCUCUCAAGAAUAACGCAUAUAUUUGAUAGUAUUUUAAGCAAUUAUCAUGGAAAAGGUAAGAUAUAUAUAUGUAAAAUGUAAAAAAAAAACAUUUAUGAUCUAUUU